Molecule: messenger RNA, 1455 nt
Organism: Apodemus sylvaticus (European woodmouse)
Lineage: Eukaryota; Metazoa; Chordata; Mammalia; Rodentia; Muridae
Gene: Foxe1
Product: forkhead box E1
Exons: 1
Coding region: 1-1113 (370 amino acids)
Biological process (GO): cell differentiation; anatomical structure morphogenesis; regulation of transcription by RNA polymerase II
Molecular function (GO): DNA-binding transcription factor activity, RNA polymerase II-specific; RNA polymerase II cis-regulatory region sequence-specific DNA binding
Source: RefSeq, a predicted model, not a curated record
AUGACCGCCGAGAGCGCGCCGCCGCCCCCGCCGCAGCCCGAGGCGCUGGCGGCCGUGAAGGAAGAGCGCGGUGAGGCGGCGGCGGGCGCGGGGGUCCCGGUGGAGGCGGCGGGCCGCGGCUCGGGAGGACGGCGACGCAAGCGCCCCCUGCAGCGGGGGAAGCCGCCCUACAGCUACAUCGCGCUCAUCGCUAUGGCCAUCGCGCACGCGCCCGAGCGCCGCCUGACUCUCGGCGGCAUCUACAAGUUCAUCACCGAGCGCUUCCCGUUCUACCGCGACAACCCCAAGAAGUGGCAGAACAGCAUCCGCCACAACCUCACCCUCAACGACUGCUUCCUCAAGAUCCCGCGCGAGGCGGGCCGCCCUGGCAAGGGCAACUACUGGGCGCUCGACCCCAACGCCGAGGACAUGUUCGAGAGCGGCAGCUUCCUGCGCCGCCGCAAGCGCUUCAAGCGCUCGGACCUGUCCACCUACCCGGCCUACAUGCACGAUGCAGCCGCUGCCGCCGCCGCCGCCGCCGCCGCCAUCUUCCCGGGCGCCGUGCCCGCCGCCAGGCCGGCCUACCCGGGCGCCGUCUAUGCGGGCUACGCGCCGCCGCUCGCCGCGCCCCCGCCGGUCUACUACCCCGCCGCGUCGCCGGGGCCCUGCCGGGUCUUCGGCUUGGUUCCCGAGCGGCCGCUCAGCCCCGAUCUGGGUCCCGCGCCGUCAGCGGCGGGCGGCUCGUGCGCCUUCGCGGCUGCGGCGGGCGCGGCGGGCACCGGGAGCUUCCAGCCCGCGGUGUGCACGGGAGCGCGGCCGGUCAACCCCGCCGCCUAUGCCGCCGCCUACGCGGGCCCCGACGGCGCGUACCCGCAAGGGGCGAGCAGCGCGCUCUUCGCCGCCGCUGCGGGUCGCCUGGCCGGACCCGCCUCGCCCUCCGCGGGAGGAGGUAGCGGCGGUGUAGAGGCCACGGUGGACUUCUACGGGCGCACGUCGCCCGGCCAGUUCGGAGCGGCGCUGGGGCCCUGCUACAAUCCCGGUGGGCAACUGGGAGCCGGCGGUGGCAGUGCCUACCACUCCCGCCACGCCACCGCCUACCCCGGCGCGGUGGAUCGGUUCGUGUCUGCCAUGUGAGCCCGGGAUAGGCACGAAACUUGACUGACUCGGGAGGUUCUGAAAGAUGUAAAUCCCCCGGGACCGGCGGACAGGACUGAAAAGUGUAUCGGACUGAGACUCACGUACGAGGCCCCGGAGGACCAUGGUAGCUCCUCGAUGAUGCGAAACUCCAAAGAACAUGCCUUUCCGCCUUCCCCCUUUCUACUAGGGGGGAGUCCUAUGCUGUAAAGGGUGGAGGAUCCCAGAGCUGUCUACACCAGAAUCUAGGAUCCGGAACUGUGCUGGCAUCGUGUGGCAUCACCGUGUGCUAUGCUGCGCCAAACUCGGGCUUUUUACAGGCUCAGCUUUUGUACUUUUGAC